Molecule: messenger RNA, 1331 nt
Organism: Theobroma umbraticum
Lineage: Eukaryota; Viridiplantae; Streptophyta; Magnoliopsida; Malvales; Malvaceae
Product: blue copper protein-like
Cellular component (GO): plasma membrane
Molecular function (GO): electron transfer activity
Source: RefSeq, a predicted model, not a curated record
CAAAAUAGUACCUCUGCCACUUCAGUUCUCUGUCUCCCUCGGAAAGCAGAAGCAGAGUAAGAGAGAAAGGGGGCGACCAGAAUUUUAAGAACACAAGAAAAUGGGAAGAAGAUUGAACAUUGUAUUUCUUGCAACAAUUGCCAUUGCGACUAUCCUGCAGAGCUCGUCGGCACAGACAGCUUAUGUUGUUGGGGAUGCGUCAGGUUGGGUCGUUCCUCCUGGCGGCCCCAUGGUUUACACCACAUGGGCAGCAAGCAAGGCUUUUAGAGUUGGUGACACUCUUGUUUUUAAUUUUGCUAGCGGAGUACACAACGUGGCCAGGGUAACAAGGGCGAAUUUCGAUGCUUGCAACUCUACAAAUCCUCUUCUUUUACUCUCAAAUGGUCCUGCAAAUUUUACCCUCAAUGAAACUGGGAAUCACUAUUUCCUCUGCGCCUUUCCUGGCCACUGCAGUGCUGGUCAAAGAUUGGCGAUAAACGUUAGUGCUGCAGCCUCAUCUCCUGCCCCUCAGCCUUCAACUCCACCCCCUCAACCCACUACUUCUCCACCAGCUUCUACUCCUCAGCCUUCUGGCCCUGUUCCAGCUCCCCAAGCUAGCUCCCCUUCACCCAUCUCUGCGCCAACCCCAGCUCCAUCUAGGCCACCAAUGACUUACAUCGUUGGAGACAAUUUGGGUUGGACUGUUCCUUCUGACGGUGCUUCGGCUUACGAAAGAUGGGCUAAUGGCAAGACCUUCAUGGUUGGAGACAUUUUAGUUUUCAACUAUGCCACCGGAGCUCAUGAUGUGGCCGAGGUUACCAGGGAAGCUUAUCAACAGUGUAACACAAGCAACACGCUUUCGAACUUCACCACCGGACCAACAAGAAUCACUCUCGGAACUCUUGGCGAGCACUUCUACAUUUGCGCCAUCACAGGCCACUGCAACGCUGGUCAAAAGCUCGCCAUCAAUGUCACAGACGGCAGCCCCACAGCGACCCCACCAUCCUCUUCCUCACCCUCACCCUCACCCUCACCGUCAACGCCAACACCACCAUCCUCGUCCUCACCCUCACCCUCACCAUCAACGGCAACACCACCAUCCUCCACCACCUCUCCCCCGCCUCCCGCAGGAGAUGAAGGUGCCCCCCCACCGCCGCCAGGCAACUCGGCAACAUCUCUAGGUGUUGCUGGGCUUUCCGUUACUUUCCUGUCCUUUAUCAUAGCUUUGUUCAUGUGUUAAUUAAACAUAGUAGUAAAAUAGAAUUAGUGUGAGAGAGGGCAUUCAUUUUUCGUCGAUGUCUUAUUGUCAUACAGAUUGAGAUUUUGAUUGCAAUAAAGAGAUAUUUUUGACA